This is a messenger RNA of Sander lucioperca (pikeperch), 2190 nucleotides long. RefSeq lists its product as uncharacterized. NCBI's taxonomy places the organism in Eukaryota, Metazoa, Chordata, Actinopteri, Perciformes, Percidae. The record is from RefSeq and is a predicted model, not a curated record. The transcript has 3 exons. The coding region runs from base 193 to 1032 and encodes 279 amino acids.
CACUGAGGACCUGCAGCUUGUCUCCUCAAGAGGCAGGCAGUGGCGAAACCCACGUGACAGAUACAGGAAAUGAGUUGCACCGUCUCGCUAAACCGUCUGUUCCUGCUCCGUUUUCGUUUUAAAACGAGGUACCGGUGUAAACAGAAGUUGACAGUGUGUUAAAAAACUAAAUACUACAGAGGAAUAACAGCUAUGGCCAAAAGCAGGUCGAGAGAUUUCCUUGUUUGGACCGACGACGAGGUGGAACUGUUACUGAAAGUAACACAGGAGUAUAAGGAGGACAGGGCGGCAGUAAACGUAGAUUGGGAGUCAUUGCAAACAAAAUAUGGCGACAUUUUUGAGCGGUACCAGGAGAAUUAUCCAUCUCUGGAGGAAGCCAAGGCAAUGGGAAAGGAGUACCCACACAGCAAGAAUGAAAUCACAAAAGUUCAAUUGGCUACCAAAAUUAAGGCCAUACGGAUCAGAUACAGGCAAGCAAUUAACUCAGGUAGAAGAAAUGGCCAUGGGCGGGUAAUCCUGCUGUUUUUUGAGCUUUGUCGAUCCAUUUGGGGAGGAACUCUUGCUACUCAUGCAAUAUCCCAGGAUAUCAAGACGGAUGACGAUAUGGCGGUAGAGACCGUGAAAUCGAUCGGCAGCUCGCCUGAUGCUGGGUUGUCGUCCAUGCUGGGUGGGGAUGGAAUUGCAGAGGAUGCAGUGUCUGCAGAGAUUGUGGGAAGUCAACACCAGAGACUUGAUGCUACCCCUAGUGGCUUCAGGAGAAAGAAACUCAAAAGAAAACUGUCUACGGAUUCCAUUGCAGAGGAUGAUCUGGACAUUCAGAGGCGGCUUCUUCGACGAUUAGAAGCAAACCACGAAGAGUUCAUGCAGAAAAUGGACCGGUGGUCAUCUAUGAUGGACCGUAUGAACUCCAAUAUUGAGCUGCUGGUGCAGCACAUUGUCGGUUCAGGUGCCACUGACAAGACUCCACGUUACAUAUGGGAUGCUAAAAAUGGGGAAGUGUCUUUGGUGCAUGAAUGUAGGUGUGGUAACUAAAGAUUGUUUUGAUUAAUCUGUUGAGAAUCUUGUCUAUAAAAUGUCCCAAAAUUUUUUUAAAUGCUCAUUACAAAUUUCUAGAGCCUAAUUUAGAUGUCCACAAAUGGCUUGUUUUGUCCACCUAACAGUCCAAAACCCGAAGAUAUUCAAUCCCUAAAGAAAAUUAGGAAAUCACUACACUUGAGAAGCUGGGAACAGUAAAUAUUUGGCUUUCCACUCAAUAAAUGACAAUUAAAAAAAUUUCAUUUUAGCACUAUUUAUUUGUAACAUAGAAAGAAAACAGUUAAAUUGUAAGAAUAUUUGGGGGGACAUUUUUUUGCCUUUGUCAGAAUUGACAGGGGGGAGAAAAAGAUGGGGAAUAACUUGCAACAAAGGACUUAAACAGUGGACGUUCCAGGUAAUGAUUAGCGCCUGAAAUGCUUGCCACUCAAAUACUGUAAAUGUUCCUAUAAUCAGUUCCACUUUAUUGUAGGUCAGGUGCUUGAUAUCUGCUCUGCGAUAACCUCUCAGAUAAUAUACCCACUCAUAAAAUAAGCAUAAUACAGAGCCUGUUUAACUUUAUGGUGUGUAGUAGUGUUUUAUUAGGCUAUGCAGUUCACCUACUUGGUAGCUCUUCAGACGGAUGAACUCCACCCGGGUCUCCAGGUACUUGUUGGAGUUGCGGCCGAGAACCUUGAGGAACUCCACCAGAUCUGCACAGAACUUGUAGCCUCCCUUCAAGACGCACAGCACCAUUAUGUUGUCCUCAAAAUCAUCCAUGACAUAGCGGGCCAGACGCUCCACCCUGCAGGAGAAAUCGCAUUAAGACAAAUGCAAAUGACCAGUUAUUGGGUAUGUAGAUGGUCUUGAACCUCUCAAAGAGGUCGAUGUCGUUCUCCAGCUGCUUCAUCGCCACUUCGAGACGCUGCUUCUGGGACUUCUUGGACAGGUUGUCUGUGACGAGUGAGAGGCCCUGGUACUCGUGGUGCAGCUCGUCCCAGUUCUUCUUCAGGCCCUGCAUGGUGAACCCACAUAGGGAAACCCAUCACUAUCACAAUAAAGUCAGCUUGAUAAUAUGACUGUCAGGAUUCAAAGCUUUUAUGUAGCAAACAGCCAUCAAGUCUGAGGUAUUGUCUAUGUAUAGACAUCCAGGAAGAACCCAAGACACUCGUUCUUUAA